AUGCUCUCUCACCUUAAAACUUUUGGUUGUGUUUCUCAUGUUCUUGAUGAUUCUAUUACUCGUAGCAAACUCGAUGUAAAAUCAAUAAAAUGUUAUUUCAUUGGCUAUGGGGACGAGGCAUUCAGUUAUCGUUUUUGGGAUGAGCAGAGUAGGAAAAUCAUUAGAAGCAAAAAUGUGUUGUUCAAUGAGAAAGCUAGGUACAAGGACAAGUUUGGCACAGAUGCUAACACAACUCCUCAACAUUUAGAAUUUGUAAGUUCAGAGGACUUUCCAGAAGUCAUGGUACAGCACAGGGACAUGAUUGAUGAUGAAAGUGGGACCAGUGCUUCCAUCCCUAUAAUUCCGCAGUCAAACUCAGAACUGUCCACAUCUACAACUACAAUUCAGAGGUUCACUAGGACCAUUCGACCCCCACAACAUUUUUCGGCCACUUUGAAUUAUAUUUUACUGACAGAUGGAGGAGAAUAG
Olea europaea var. sylvestris is the source of this 468-nucleotide messenger RNA. RefSeq lists its product as uncharacterized. Bases 1 to 468 code for a protein of 155 amino acids. NCBI's taxonomy places the organism in Eukaryota, Viridiplantae, Streptophyta, Magnoliopsida, Lamiales, Oleaceae. The transcript has a single exon. The record is from RefSeq and is a predicted model, not a curated record.